UACACACCAGCAGCACCGUACUGACAGGUGUACUGGACUCAACAUGGCCACUGCCACUGAACUGUUGUCGUUGACAACACCAAGCCAUUUGUAAGGGCUCUGUAUAGCUGUACACCGUACAUGGAUCCGGAUCGUAUGCACGGUAUUUUCGUAACUCUAUCCACCUCACAUUUCCGGCUAUUAUGAGCUAUAGCCGUGGUGUACGUACGAGCUGAUCGGAUUAAAAACAAAAAAAAAUCAAGAGGGCCAGCCCGCUGCGGUAGCCAAGCAAGCGGCUACGUACACAUUGUUCGUAUAGAUCUGUGUAGACUCUAGAUCUACAUGUAGACUGUGUCUGACUCUGAGACUGUAGUUAAACAACAUAGAUUUCUAGGUCUAGAUCUGGGUCACACGAUAAAUGAGCAACUUUGACUUUUUACUAGUUAGCCUACACUCUACAGCACUUCCAUUUUGUUUGUGAAUUAUGGACUGAGGUACGUGAUAACAUUAACAAUCUUGCAUUUUGGUGGACUACAUUGCUUCAUGGGAAUGGUGAAAAGAUGGGACAUUCAGAGCAAUUGAGUGCUAGAACCUCCGUCCUCAUCCAGAAAUGAAAUGCCUCAUCAGUUAUCUCGUUUAUAGAUCUUAGAGGAGAAAACCAGUGAAGAUGACGGAGGAUAAAACUCUCUUUGUGUAUGAUUACGUCAAUCUGAAGAACAGGCAGCUUGUUCGAAAAAAUGGCAAGAAACGUAGCCUGGGUGACGUGAACAGCAAGUAUCGUUACCAUGCCCCUCAGCAGACGCAGAGCGUGAUGGGCUCGCUCAUCAGUCUGGACUUCCCCGAGACCAGGGCCAUCAACACCAAGUCAGCCGAUGCCAUCAUCUCAGACCAGAGCCAACAGAUCAGGAACACCUACCGCAAGACGUUCAGGGCAUCAACGCUGGAUGCAUGGAGUAAACCUGAGCCAUCCCUUGAUAACAGACCUUAUAGCAGUUUAGAAAAUCGACCCCAGACUGCCCCUGACUUAUUGCAAGAUCUACAGCCACAGGUUAAUAAUAAUAGAAUAGACAACAACAACAGCAGGCCUCACACGACAGGGAACCGCACCCCGUCCCGGAAGCCUCCCCACCCAUCCGGCUUCAUGGUGGUCAAGAUGAAACCCGACGGUUCGGUCAAGAACAUGGGCUUCAAGAGCGUGACCCAAGAGAUACGAGAGUGGUGGGAGGAGGAUGAUAAGAGACAACGGGACAAAGCACGCAAGGCACAAAGCCAGAACUCGAAGCGCUACGACUCGUUUGCAGGGCAGUGGCUCAGCUUUGCAGGAGAGAACGAGGAAUCCGAAGGAGUCAUAGAGGCGUUCACAGGCAAAGUCGCCAAGGAUGAGUUUUACAACAUCGAGAGCCGAGUCGGAGCCAGCGUAGCCACCCAACUGAAGAAUGGCAACAAGGUCAGGGUAGGGGUCAACGGCACUCUCCAGUCCAACAGUCUCAGGGUCAAGAAGUGGAAGAAUGACCCAGAGAUCAAGGAUAAGACCGUUGAAGACAUCUUUAGGGAAGCCCGAGCCAAGGCACCAAGUCCAGCGCCCUUCAGGAAAGAAAGGGAAGGCAAGACCAGGACCAGAGCAGUGGAGGACCUGGUCCCGCUGUCCUGGACAGACCAGGUUGCCAAGCCUAACGUAAAGGUCCUGGGACUCUGCGAAGCAACUAGUCCACCUGCACGAGCUGAUCUCUCUGAACGUCACCCUGUGGUUUUCCAUCCCCUGAUGAAAGAUGGCAGCAAACCGCAGCGUAGCAUCAAUCUGGGGAAGUACCGCAUCAACCAACAAAGCAGGUCGAAGAUCGGUAUCGACGGUGCCGAAAGCCUCAACAACAGGAUCACCCACGUUACUAUUGACCAGAUUGACAGAGCUGAUAGCGAGUACAGAGAGUUAACAGAUGCAGACUAUGAGAAUCUCCUGAAGGAAAAGCUACGAUCAGUCAGCAUGGAAGCGGAGUCGGAGGAGAAUGAGGAGGACGAUGCGAUCUUGGAAAGUGUCGGUCCACGAAGGACCGCUGAAGAUCUGCGGGAGGCAUCCGCGUACAGCAUAGGCAAGGAGAGUGACAUGUCUGGACUUACUGUAGACAAGCCUGCCACAGUUCGAUCCCAAGGAUCUGCAGAUUUGAUGGGUGCAACCCAGCACGGCUCCCGUCCCGAGAGGCCGUACGUCCGUCAGGUCGCGAGUGCGAUGCCCGGUACGAGACAGGCACGUUCUAAUGACGCGCAAUUGAGUGCGCCACCUAGGAGCAUGAUCAGAUCGGCAGGAUCGCAGAGGAUACAACCACCUAUGGACACUACCGGUCAGAGAUUGGGAGCCAGAUCUGCUGGAUCACAGAGGGCACUGUCCAGUGCCUCCAGCAGAAUUAAGUACUCAUUUGACCAGAAGGUGACACCAAGGACUGCCCAAAGUCCGAGACCUAACCUCGCCAGACCCGGACACCUACCUCGCUCCAAGGUGUCCAGUAUCAGCACAGGUCCACAAGAAGGUGAUUCGGAGUACAUCAAGUUCUCACAGCAGAUCUUGAAACCGGGUGAAGGCCAGGGCCAUGAUCCUGGUAUGAAUGCCAUACACCAGUUCCACGACUUGACUUACGGACAAUUUGAAAGCAUGAGAAAUACGUCCAUAAGUAGCAUGGAUGAUGGGGGAUCCGUGGACAGCAUGAACGUGCAUCGAGGAGAUCCUCGCCAGGAGAAAGCCCACUAUCACGAAGAUGGCACCAAGUGCACCUGUUCAGCUGAAGCCAAGCGUGUCAUGUCUGCCGCACUCUCAGCCAUGACACGUGUCUCUGGGGAUCACUCGGUCAUCAACAUUCCGACAGCUCCGAUGACUCCAUCUGAUUCAGACAGAAACUCUUUAUCAGACAUGGAUCCUCUGUCCUCAACGUCCUCAUUCCACAGAGCGUCUUUGGGCGAGGAAGAUUGGAAGGAAUCGUCCUUUGAUCAGAGCGGUUACCAUGCCCCUGAAUACCAACACCAAGGAACUGAAGGGGAUUCCCCCACACCAUCCAAGGAGAUGGUCAUCAACAGACACGAUGGUCUCGAUUCUCUCGGGAUCACACCCCCUCGCUCGGCCGGCAAGAAGCGCACCGUCAAGUUCUCUGACGAGAUCGAGGAGCCGUUCGUCCCGUACACCUCGCCGAUCUCCACCCCGCGUGAUCCUCAACAUCCAGGCUCCGCAGAGGGCAGUCUUCACUCUGGUGAAUUUGUUCACUCUGACAACCGCCCUGAUCUCACAGCUUCCAGCAUGAUGUCGGGAGAGGCUUCGGGAGAGUUGAGCGUACUGAGAGCCAAGAUCAAGGCAGAUUUGCAGAAAACUCAGGCUGAAACCGAACAAGAUCUUAGAGGGAUGAAAUCACCAGCACCUGGCGUUUGAUCAGGGGGGCGUUUAACAAAACUUGUCAUCAGUGACAAAUGACAGCUUUUGUUAUAAGCUACUGAAAUCCUUGCUUCUAAUUGGUUGUCAACAGAUUUGUCACUGAUUUCUGUCAUUUGUCAUUGAAAAAAGGCUUUGUGAAAUGGGUCCCUGAUGGUACCUUGUUGCCAGUUUUCCUGGUUUAUACCUGAUUUCUGGCCCUGACAUCUCUCAGCUUUCUCAGGCUUUUCAUGUUGUUCAAAACAUAUGGCUCCUACAUGUAUUUCUUGCUUUUCAGGGGCUCUUUGGUUAAAACCAGCUACUGUAGAACUCUGAAAAGAGUUGAAAGAAAUCUUUGUUGUAGACUUAUAACAUUUCUGGCAAGUUUCUAUCAAUACCUUUCAUAACCAUGUGUAACACGAGUUUAAAGAUCGAGUGGUGCAAGCGAGAUUGUAUGGGAAGAAGAAUGUGUAUUGAAAGGUUGUAUUGGGUAAAUGCUACAUCACUUUAUACAGUCCCUUUAGACGAGUGCAGAAGAUCAAACUGGGUCCUUUAUCUAUAUUUUGUAUAGCAAGAUUCUAGGCCUCUGAUUGGUCAAAACCCCAGGCAUGAAAUUUGCUACUGGCUGCCGGGCGGUAUAGGUUUAAACAAAUAUUAACCUGGAAUAGUUUUACUCGAGUGUACAAUCCGAGGAUGCAAUGGUUACGCAUGAAGAUAACAAGAGGUACACUUAGAGAGACAUGCGCAUUGGUCUUAUUAAACAGGUAAAUUUCUUUGACUUUACAAAUAUUUCUUUUUAAAUGGCAUAUUUCGUUGAAUUACAUUUUUUUUCAGAUGCGGUAUAUAAAACAUAUAUUAAAUGCUUAAUUAUUUGGGUCACGCUUUAUUACUAUAACUGUUCAGUGAUCUGGAGACUGCACUGUACCCCUCGACUAUGUCUCGGGGAACAGUACAGUUUGGAUAUUACUUUGGGCAGUAGUUUUAACCGUGUCCCUCAGAGCAUUCAAUAUUUGUGAACUAAUAAUAAACAGAUUAGUAUUUUGGAGAGUGAUUUGUUGGAAUGAUGAUAUAUGUCUCAUUGUCCAUGCUAAUCUGUUACUAAAUUCGGUGUAAAAAUUACCUUUUUGCAA
This is a messenger RNA of Strongylocentrotus purpuratus (purple sea urchin), 4497 nucleotides long. RefSeq lists its product as uncharacterized. The transcript is spliced from 10 exons. The coding region runs from base 647 to 3388 and encodes 913 amino acids. NCBI's taxonomy places the organism in Eukaryota, Metazoa, Echinodermata, Echinoidea, Camarodonta, Strongylocentrotidae. The record is from RefSeq and is a predicted model, not a curated record.